CCCGGCCGGCAGCUGCUUGUCGCCCGUUUCGGAGCUGCAUCCGUGCCAUCUGUGCGAGCCCUUACCUGCACCAGCGCUGGCCUUGCUGCCCGCCAUGCCGACCUCCAACACCUCCUCCCCUGUUAAGCGCCCGGGCCUGGCCCGCCGUGCUCUUUCGUCUCACGCUGUCGUCACGCGUACCUCGUCAGACUCGUCAGACACCCAUCCUCAGAAAGCACUUGCCCACCGUCCCCGAGCACAUGUCGUCGGUGGCGGUCAUCGCAGUCACGGUCGCAACCCAUCUUUCGGAAAGAACUUAAACAAGCUCCAGCGGCAUACUUCUGCUGGACAUAUUACAACCGAAGCAACAGUUCGUCAUCAUCAACGGAAGAAGUCAGCACCGGCGACACCAGCGGCAAGUCCACGCGGUGGUCACCACGUGCGUUGGGACAGUGGUUUGGAAGCUGGCCAGUCCGCGACAUCGUCAAUCAAAAGAAACAACUCGAGCCCUGCUCUGCGAAACCCUCGACGCAAUUCCUCUGGUGUGCUGGCAAAGAAAGCAUUGGUAACAGAUCGCCCAGCAACCAGUUCUGGGAAGAAGAAGACCGUUGGCUUUGAAUUAGGAGUUUCAGACAACGACGACGACUACGACGAGGGCGAGUGGGAAGAUACUACUCAGUCGCCAGAGAGCACGAGACGCAGCUCAGUUGCUCAAUCCAAAGAUAGCGUGGAGAAUACUGCUGUGCUGGUGGACCCCCUCACCUUUGUCAAGCGCCCGUAUCCUCAGGUGCCUCGUGCCGCGAGCAGCUUGCCGGAAUCAGCCUGUAGGAGCUUCUCGCGUGACGAUCACUCUCCUGACGAGAACGAUCAACCGCAGGACCAGUCUGACUCGGAGCCUGAGGAGCGGAAGGAAGAGAUUGCCCGUUUGCCUGAGCACAGCGACAUCGCGACCCGUUUGUUAAGCCCUUCGCAUUCUGCUAGAGCACCUCCCGCGAUGUCUUCUAUUUCUGCGACAGUGAAGCCAGCUCCCGUUGACACAAUAUCGCGGAAUGCUUCCUUGACCAAUCUCGCCGGUCCCGACGGCUUACGACGCCCUCUAUCUUCAUCAACCACUACGCUCGCAAAUACGCCGGGGAAUCAGACGAACGCAACGUCCUCGUCUAUGGAAGGGGGUGUUUCGAGAUUCAUCAUUAACAAUCAAACCAGGCCCCACGCAUCAUCGCGCACGGACUCGGACCCAAAUACACCGUCAUCGUUUCUUCCACAUUAUCAUCCGCAGACCCCACCGUCUCCGAACCGCGGGAUAGGAAAGCACAAAGCCCAUGGCAUGUCUACAGCAGUCUCUCCCUCGGCAAUGGACACGGCCUUCAUAGCGUCGCAUGGCCGCGCAGGGUCAGGCGUCUACGAGGCCAGCAGAGCGCUCGUCAACGGCUCCUCCCGAACCGGCGGAGAUACUGAAGCGAAGCACAUCCGGAAGGCAUACGAGAAAAUCGCGUUGGAACUUAGCGUUGUCCGAAGAUUCCAGUCUCCAACAGGCGACAGUUUCGCCCGCUUGGCGGCUAUCCUUAAUGACUCCAAGGCUCCUAUAACUUCCAAUUCCGACCGUACAUCGGCACUCGGCAAACCAAUCAAGUCGGCACCUGCACUCGCACAACUACAACAAGUUGGAAAGCAGCAAAGGAACUCACCAAGCCCCGAGCCAAGGCAACUUAUCAGCAGAAAAACUUCGGACUUGAAGAAAUCUGUGUCCCAAACAUACCUCGAAGAUGCCGACGAGCCCAGCGACUCCAACAAAUCCCAACACCCCUCCCAGCGCAUCUUGUCGACUUCUGACGAAGGCCCUCACGGGACCACCGCCGCAGACGAGGACUUUGGCGACAGCUAUUUCACCAGUGAAUCAGAUAUGAUGAUUCGCCGCAUGUGGGAGAGCCGCGAGGUAGCUACUCAUGGCUAGAUGGUACUAUCUUUCACCCGGCGAUGUCCUUUUGCCUUACCCCUUUACUCCUUUCUACCUCUGUCUUCUAUUCAUUCAUAUUUAUUUGACUCCCAUUCUAGCACUAACGGCGUCCGGUGCAUCGCUUAUGGCUCUAACUUACGUACAUUUCUCACCAAAUUCGGGAUAUCCUACUGCGUCAAUGGUUGACAUGGAAUAGCAUUUGAUGUAUUUUUUUAUGUUUCCUUAUUUCUUUUCUUCAACUGCCCUUCCCCAUGGUCCUUCCUGUACCAAGCUUUUUUUCACCAUGGGCGCUUGUAAGAUGUGGAUAGAUUUCAUCAUCCUCAAUAAUGAGCAGUGUAACGAACCAGACGGAAUAAAUCAUAUAAGCACUUU
This is a messenger RNA of Aspergillus novofumigatus IBT 16806, 2308 nucleotides long. RefSeq lists its product as uncharacterized. Gene Ontology annotation, cellular component: TORC1 complex; fungal-type vacuole membrane. Lineage: Eukaryota; Fungi; Ascomycota; Eurotiomycetes; Eurotiales; Aspergillaceae. The record is from RefSeq and is a predicted model, not a curated record. The transcript is spliced from 2 exons. Bases 95 to 1933 code for a protein of 612 amino acids.